Molecule: messenger RNA, 6725 nt
Organism: Lonchura striata (white-rumped munia)
Lineage: Eukaryota; Metazoa; Chordata; Aves; Passeriformes; Estrildidae
Source: RefSeq, a predicted model, not a curated record
AUGGGGCCGUGCCGGUGGGCGCCGCUCUGGGGCUUCGGCGCGGCGCUGCUGCAGGUCACCGUGCUGGCGGCGGGGCAGCGCCCGCAGGGGAGACCCCCGCGGCCGGAGGGGUGGUCGCCGGCCCCCUCACCCUCGUGGGCGCCCACGGCGGAGCCGGGAGCGCCGGGGGACAGCGAGGGCUCGGCGGCGGCGCUGGCGUUCCUGCGCACGGGCGAUGCCGAGCGCCUGGCCCGGGCCAACUGCAGCAGCGGGGCUGUCGCGGCCGGUGCCCCCGGGUCCGGGCCACCCCCGGGGCUGCGGGCAGCCCUGCGAGCCGCCCCCGAGGCGCUGGCCCACGCCGCCAACUUCCUCAACAUGCUCUUCCAGACCAACGACAUCCGCGAGGCCAGCGUGGCCGAGGACGUGGAGUGGUACCAGGCGCUGGUCCGCAGCCUGGCCGAGGGGCACCCGUGGGUGCGCAGGGCGGUGCUGGCCCUCGACGCGCACCCGCUGGCCCCCAAGCCGCGGCUGAUGCUGCAGGCCACCAAGGGCGACGGGCAGAUCCUGCUGCAGGACGUGUCCAACGCCGCUCCCGACCUGGGCAACCUCAGCUGGGACAGCGAGUGGUUCAACGGCCUCAAGUCGCAGCGGCUCCCGGCGCUCCGCAAGCGGCUGCUCAGCAACGACCUGCGCAGCCUGGAGACCCCCAAGUGGCAGCGGGGGGACAGCUACCUGGGCGACCCGGGCCACGUGCGGUGGUCGCCGCCCUUCCUGGAGUGCCGCGAGGGUCGCUUCGUGCCCACCUGGGCCGUCACGCUCUCCUCCGCCUUCUACGGGCUCAAGCCCGACCUCAGCCCCGAGUUCAAGGGGGUCGUGCGGGUGGACGUGGAGCUGCGGGACGUGGCCAUCGACCAGUGCUCCAGCGGGCCGGGCUGGUUCUCGGACACGCACCGCUGUGACCUCAACAGCACCCAGUGUGUCCCCCAGGAGAGCCGUGGCUUCGUCCUCGGGAGGUACCUGUGCAGGUGCAAGCCGGGUUUUUACAGGGCCGGCGGAGCGGCCAGCGGUGCCUGGGCAGGUGUGGCAGGGGCAGACGGGGGGUCCCGGCUGGGGUGCCGGCCGUGCCCCCCGGGCUGUGCCACCUGCGAGGACGACUCGCCCUGCCUGGUGCAGGAGGACCGGGCGCUGCGGGCAGCGGUGCUGUCGUGCCAGGCCUGCUGCAUGCUGGCCGUGUUCCUCAGCAUGCUCCUGUCCUACCACUUCCGACGCAGCAAGAGGAUCCGGACAUCAGGAAUCGUCCUGCUGGAGACCAUCCUCUUCGGGUCCCUCCUCCUCUACUUCCCUCCCAGCGUCUUCCGCUGCAUCGUCCUGCGCUGGGUGCGGAUGCUCGGCUUCGCCAUCGUCUACGGCACCAUCACCCUCAAGCUCUACAGGGUGCUGAGGGCGUUCCUGGCGCGGGCGGCGCGGCGCGCUCCCUCCGCGCCGAGCGGGCGCGCGCUGCGGCUGCUGGCGCCCAUCCUGCUGCCCGUGCUCUGGUUCCUGGCCGCCUGGACCGCGGGCGCGCUGCAGGACGCCCGCAGGAACGUCCCGCUGGUCACCCGCGCCCAGACCGCCCGCGGCCUCCGCUUCUCCCUCUGCCGCCACGACUGCUGGGACUACAUGAUGGUCAUCGCCGAGGUGCUGUUCCUGCUGUGGGGCAGCUUCCUGUGCCACGCCACGCGCGCCGUGCCCUCGGCCUUCCACGAGCCCCGCUACCUGGGCAUCGCCCUGCACAACGAGCUCGUGCUCUCUGCCGCCUUCCACGCGCUCAGGUUCCUGAUCGUCCCCUCACUGCACCCGGACUGGACUCUGCUGCUCUUCUUCGCUCACACCCACGGCACCACCACCAUGACCCUGGCCCUGCUCUUCAUUCCCAAGUUCCUGCACACGGGCUCGCCGCUGCGGGAGGAGAUCACGGCCGAGGUGUACGAGGACGAGCUGGACAUGCGGCGCUCGGGCUCCUGCAUGAACAGCAGCAUCGCGUCCGCCUGGAGCGAGCGCAGUCUCGACCCCGAUGACAUUCGGGAGGAGCUGAAGAAGCUCUACCGACAGCUGGAGGUGCACAAGACGUGGAGGAUGGCCACCAACAACCCGCACCUGGCCAAGAAGCGCAGCUCCCGCCGCAGCCUCGCCCGCUCCAUCCUGCGCCGCAGCGAUGCCGGGCUGGCCGAGAGCGGCGCCGGGGACCGGCCGGGGACCCUGUCCCGCCGCAGCUCCUCGGCCAAGCGGCUCGCCGAUGCCUCCGGGACCGGCCUGAGGAUGCGGGACGAAAGCUCCCGGCGCCGCUCCUCAGCCCUGCGCAAGUCCCGCAGCUCCGAGGGACCCCCGCGGGAGCCCCGCCGAGGGUCGCCCACCCGCAGCCCGCCCGAGGAGCCUCCGCCGGCGGCCGUGAGGGACGUGGAGCAAUCGGACAGCGACUCGCUGGACGCCGCCCCGCUCCUGUGCAAAUCGGCCAGCGCCCAAAACCUGGCGGGGCACUGGCAGCGACCCCCGGGCCGCCCCCCGCCUUUGCAGAAGUCGCACAGCGUUGUCACCGGGGCGAGGGAAGUGGCGCUGCUGGCUGCCCGCCACCUCUCCGCGCCGGCCCCGGGGGUCCCCAGCGACACCGCCACCCCCCAGAGCCCCCGAGGCUCGCAGGAGGACGCGGCGCCGCCGGGAGAUGCCGAGGGACACGAACGUGUCACCUACGCGCCCGUCAAAAAAAGCGUCAGCGUGGACAGCGCCCGCCCGGCCAGGAAGGUGCGGGUGACCGUGAAGAAAACGCCACCUCCGCCCCCCGUCCGCUACCAGAGCCUGCAGCGCUCCGGGACGCUCGGGGACAGCCCGGAGCCAGCGCCGGGCCCCCCGGGACCGGCGGGACAGGCGGAGGGGACGGCAGGGCACGACCCGGAGCGCGGGUCCCCCCCGGCGGGGAAGGGCAGGAUGCUGACCCCGAGGGCCACCUCGGCACACGUCUGUCCCUGGGAGCUGAUCCAGGACGAGAUUCUGAGUAGGAAGCAAAAAGCGGCCGAGGCAGCAGAGUCCGGGAGCCCCGGUGACACAGCGGCCACCAGCCCCGGGCCCAAGCCGCCCCCCGCGAAAAGUUUCCGCAGCCUGGGACUCGCCAUCAAAGCCCUCAACCGCUCCAGGGGGAAGAGCAUCCUGAAAGGGAAAAGCGAGGGGAGCCUCAGGAAGAGGGGGAGCAGCAGCAGGAGGGAGAAGCCCGGCCUGGCAGAGGCCUCGGCCGUGUCCCUCGGGGGGCUCAGCCCAAACCCCGCUGCCAAAACCCCCGAGGGGAGCGGGCAGAGCCCGGAGACCCCCGCCCUGCAGCACAACAACAACGCCGCCACCCCCGGGGAAGCGGCGGGCUGGGGGGACAGCGGGACAGGAGGACAGGGGGCCAGGCUGGCCGCGGGGACAGGCGAUGGGGACACAGCGGCAGAGGAGCCCAGCGCUGCCCGGGGGAAGGCGGGCACUGGUGGGCGUCUGGAGCCACCCAGCUCGGGCCACCAAGGAGCUGAACGUCCCCCGGAGGUGGCACGGGCGCAGGAAAGGGACGAGGCUCCGGAUCUGGGGGAGGGCAUUCCUGGGGUCACAGCGGAGGAAGGGACACUUGACGAGCUCGAGGGGACCAGCGGAUCCUUCCAGCCCCGGGACCAGCCGGAGGAGGAGCAGCCGCCUGCGAAGCUCGCCCCGAGCAGCGUGCGGGGCGCGGCGGGGCCGAAGCCGCGGGCUGGGCUCGGUCCGCCCGGCUCGCUCGGAGCCCCGGCAGGAAGGGGAGCCCUGCUGCGCCAGCAGGCGAUCGCUCCCCGGGAGGAGGCAGAGAGCCCGGACAAGGCGCUGGGAGAGCCGAGCAGCCGGCCCGACUCCGAGCGGGUCCCUGGAAGGAGCCGGAGCGGGGCUGGGAGAGCGCAGCCCCCAGGAACGCGGGGAGAUUCCAGCCCCGAAGCAGGAAUCUGCCCGGGGAUGGGCGGCAGUGAGGCGGAUUCUCAGCGCGCUCCGGGCAUGGAAAAGCCACCAGAGCUGCCCAAAUUGGCCCCGGAGGAAGCGGAGGGCAGGAGGGUUGAGGUGUGCCCGUGGGAGAGCCGGGAACAGGGAGGGAGUGUCCGAGCAGAAAUCUGCCCCUGGGACACAGAAGGGGCUCUGCCAGAGCAGGGAUCCCCCAAAUCUGGAGGUGUGGAGCAGCCUGGGAUGGGAAAACCCCCAGCUCUGCCCAGAGCCGCAUCCCAGCGGGCUGGAACCACGGAGAUUAAAAAGGCCAGCAUCUGUCCCUGGGAGGUGGAGGGUGAGCCGCGCCCAAAAACGGAGAUCUGCCCCUGGGAAGAGGCUGCAGCUCCGUCGGGGAAGGAGAGAUCGAGGGAGGACACGCGUGGCACUUCCAAAGGGGAAGAAAAAGUGGGAGCCAGAGCACCGGAAAAAGGAAAGCAGCACCCAGCCAAAUCCCUGCCCAAAUCUCCUCCAGGGAGAUCCCAGAGCUCGGAGAAGGCAGAGAUCUGUCCCUGGGAGAGUCAGGACCUUAAAUCCAGUGACAAAGCUGAAAUCUCUGAAAUCUGUCCCUGGGAAGUGGCUGAACCUCAACUGGAGAAAGGAACAGCCCCAGGAAAGGAGAAACUCCCAGGAAAAGACACAACCAAAGCUCUGGAGAAGGGCAGCAGAGAGAGGGAAUCCAUCUGCCCCUGGGAGAACCAGGACAGGGAGCUGACCCCGGCCAAAUCCCAAACUGGGAGCUCAGCACUGCCCAAAGCUCCUUCAGGGAAAUCCCAGAGCUCAGAGAAGGCAGAGAUCUGUCCUUGGGAGGUCGAAUCCAGCAGCAAAGCCGAGAUCUGUCCCUGGGAAGCGGCUGAACCUCCCUGCCAGCAGCCAAAGGCAAAGCAGGUCCCUGCUGGGGGCACCAAGGGGGACAAGCGCAUCACGCGCCAGGCAGCGCUGGGCAGCCCGGAGAGAUCCCUGGGCAGCAGAGACCGAGCGUCCGUCUGUCCUUGGGAGAGCCAGGACACAGAGCUGACCCCGGCCAAACCCCAAACUGGGAGCUCAGCACUGCCCAAAGCACCUCCAGGGACAUCCCAGAGCUCGGAGAAGGCAGAGAUCUGUCCCUGGGAACUCGAAUCCAGCAGCAAAGCUGAAAUCUGUCCUUGGGAGAGCCCAGACACGGAGCAACCCCUGGUCAAAUCCCAAACUGGGAGCUCAGCACUGCCCAAAGCUCCUUCAGGGACAUCCCAGAGCUUGGAGAAGGCAGAGAUCUGUCCCUGGGAUACUCAGGAUGUUGAAUCCAGCAGCAAAGCUGAAAUCUGUCCCUGGGAGGUGGCUGAGCCUGAGCUGGAGAAAGGAACAGCCCCAGGAAAGGAGAAACUCCCGGGAAAAGCAGAGAAGGGGAGCAGAGAGAGGGAAUCCAUCUGUCCUUGGGAGAGCCCAGACACAGAGCUGACCCCGGCCAAACCCCAAACUGGGAGCUCAGCACUGCCCAAAGCUCCUCCAGGGAGAUCCCAGAGCUCAGAGAAGGCAGAGAUCUGUCCCUGGGAUACUCAGGAUGUUGAAUCCAGCAGCAAAUCUGAAAUCUGUCCCUGGGAGGUGGCUGAACCUCAGCUGGAGAAAGGAACAGCCCCAAUUAAGGAGAGACUCCCAUCAAGAGAAGCCUCUAAAAUUCCGGAGAAGGGAAACAGAGACCGAGCAUCCGUCUGUCCUUGGGAGAGCCAGGACACAGAGCUGACCCCGGCCAAACCCCCAACUGGGAGCUCAGCACUGCCCAAAGGAGCUCCAGGGAGAUCCCAGAGCUCGGAGAAGGCAGAGAUCUGUCCCUGGGAACUCGAAUCCAGUGACAAAGCCGAAAUCUGUCCCUGGGAGAUGGCUGAGCCUGAGCUGGAGAAAGGAACAGCCCCAGGAAAGGAGAAAAUCCUGGGAAAAGACACAACCAAAGCUCUUGAGAAGGGGAGCAGAGAGAGGGAAUCCAUCUGUCCCUGGGAGUCUCAGGGCUCUAAAUCCAGUGACAAAGCUGAAAUCUGUCCCUGGGAGGUGGCUGCACCUCAGCUGGAGAAAGGAACAGCCCCAGGAAAGGAGAAACUCCCACCAGAAGCCUCCAAAGCUGAGGAGAAGGGGAGCAGAGACCGGGAGUCCAUCUGUCCAUGGGAGAGCCUGGACAGGGAGGAGCUGUCCCCGAAAUCUGCCGUGGGGAAGGAGCCAUCCCACAAAUCCCACAGCACGGAGAGCAGGAAAUCUGCAAUCUGCCCCUGGGAAGCAGCGGCGCCCGUUGGGUUGGAGGAGGAAAUGUCCCAGCCAGAUGUGCAGGCACAGGCAGCCCAAAAAGCUUCCUCUGCAGGGAUGGGACAACUGGGUGCCAGCGCUGGGUCUCCAACACCUCUGGAAAAAUCCCACGAGCACAAACCCCUGUGCCGACUCCUGCCCGGCGCCCAGCGCCCAGGGGUGGGCAGCAGCCCCGGCCCUGGCGCUGGCCUGGCCGAGGUUUGUCCUUGGGAAGCUGGAGAGGCUCCAGCAGGACCGGCCAAGCCCAGUUUGGACAUGAGGAACAGCUCGGAGGUGUGUCCGUGGGAGGAGGAGAGCACGGAUCCCUCCCGGACCUGCCCCGGGCACGGCAGAGCCCGGGAUGGGGGUGGGGUGUGAGUGGAUCCCAGCACCAGUGGCUCCAUCCAUGAAUCCAUGGAUUCCAUCCAUCCAUCACCCAUCCAUCCAUGGAUUCCAUCAUCCAUCCAUCACCCAUCCAUCCCUCCAUGGAU